Messenger RNA from Rhizoctonia solani, 4764 nucleotides. RefSeq names its product Fungal specific transcription factor domain. The transcript has 13 exons. Lineage: Eukaryota; Fungi; Basidiomycota; Agaricomycetes; Cantharellales; Ceratobasidiaceae. Gene Ontology annotation, molecular function: DNA-binding transcription factor activity; transcription cis-regulatory region binding. Gene Ontology annotation, cellular component: nucleus. Gene Ontology annotation, biological process: positive regulation of transcription by RNA polymerase II. The record is from RefSeq and is a predicted model, not a curated record. Bases 1 to 4764 code for a protein of 1587 amino acids.
AUGGCUGUGGUCUCGAGCCAACCGAUGCUCACUGGCUCUCCGCAGCAGCUGCAGACUGCCACGUCCUUUGUCACAACUGGCCAACAUGCUCUUCCCGGUCCCUCUCGACGCGGCCGAGGCCGACCACCGGGUUCAUCUGCCGACCGGAACACAUCCCUCGACACCUCCCUGACCGCCUCAUCCACCAGUCCUGCUGCCUCCACCCGCACCAAAAACGGAUGUUGGUCAUGCCGCAAGUGCGACGAGGGGGCCUCUGGACGCCAGGGCUCGUGCGGCAACUGCACUCGUCUCGAGAUCGAUUGCUUGGGAUGGGGGGCUAAGCGUCCCGAGUGGAUGAAGGAUAAAACCCAGGUCGAGGCAUGGAAGGCUCGCGUUACCCAGAGUCUCAAGGACAAGGGUAUGAUUCGUGGUGUUCCUCGCACCAACCCCCCUGCGCCGCCACCGUUCACAUACAACCCCCGUGGUGCCCGUAACGUUACCCCUCCGGACUCCUCGGGCAGCAAUCCCAGUCAGAGUCUGAGCCCAGUCUCUCCCGUUAUCAACACUAUUCCUGGCGCAGGUCCGAUCCCCCGUACACUUCCCAAUACCACUAGUACUCCCCCUCGUGCCCAGCCAUCUGUGGCAAUCAAUACCAUGCUCCCGACCCCCGACAUCAACGGUCUUGUUCAUUCUCAGCAACCACUACACGAGCUCUCUGAAGAGUCUGACGAGGAAUAUGGCUGGGACAUUCCUGAUACCACCCUUUCCGAGCUUCCCCCGAGUCUCUUUGAUGGUCCCGCCCUCGGUGAUACGCCAAACCCCAUGGAUCCCAUCCAAGCUGUCUUUCCUCAACCAGAUACAUUCGAACAAGUCACUGUCUUUCCUGAAGUCGUUGGGGAGCUUAUUUCCCCAGGGGUCAGAGCUGGCACUACUGUCGGUUUCGUAACUCCGUAUGAGUUUGCCCCUCAGACAGGUGUUGCUCCCUCGGUCAUCUUUGGUCCCACUCCUCCCUAUGUCGGUUCUGAGAACGAGUGGUCUAAUUAUAAUGGGUAUCAACAGCAGCAGCAACAACAACAACAACAGCAGCAACAACAACAACAACAACAACAGCAGACCGAAUAUGCAACUAACGAGUGGGCAUCUACCAACGGAUACGCCUAUUCAAGUACUACGAGUGAUAUCCCCCCUCCGUACCAAGAGCAUCAAGUCCAGCCGUUCCAACCCCAGGUCCUGCGUACACCAACUGUUGGGCUCGACCAAGACCGACUGCGCAACAUGCUUAUCCUCUACUACUUCAAGCACGUCCGUCAGAUGCAGUACGUCUUUGCUGGAGACACCACCACCAAUGUCAUGUGGCACCACGCCCAAAUGGACCCACAGGGUGUCGUCUCGCUCGCACUCUGCUCCCUCGCUGCUCUGCAUGACUCGAGGAUGCGCAUAGCAAAUGGCAUCAUGCCCAACGAUCAGCGUGCACGUGGCCCAGCGGACAAGUACUACCAAAAAGCGCUGGCAAGGUUGCAAGAUAACAAGCUGCGUACCGGAAUACUCACGGAUGCAGAUGCCACCGCCGCGUUGCACUUUGUUUCGUUUUGGCUGUUUACGGGAGGCACGGGCGACUGGCCGACCGCGCUCCAAAUUGCAGGUGAUUGGUAUGAGCAGAGUAAUAUCACAAAGGACGAGAACCCAAUGAAGUCGUUGAUGGAGAUGAACGAAAACGCGAAGCAUGCAAGCAAGACGACAAUGUGGAUGGACAUUUUCUCGUCCAUUUCGCUCUGCAAGUCGCCACGCUUUUUGGGCCUUUACCGUCGAUUGUUGCAACCGAACACAUGGUACCCAACCGGCCAACGAUCUGGGCUUCAACUCGAGAAUGUCAUGGGAUGCGCAGACGGAAUCAUGCUCUGCCUGGCUGAAAUCGCCGACCUUGCCUACUGGAAGUCCCAACAACAGGCCAACGGAUGCCUUAGCAUGCCAGAGCUCGUGCGCCGGGGUCUCGUAAUCGAAAAAGACCUGAGACGCGAGGGCUACACGCUCUUCCGUCAGCAACAACAGGAGAACGGGAUGUGGGGUAGCGUCCCGCCUCGGGCGACAGCGACCCCGAGUGUUAAUCUGGACCUCCCGAACGGUCUACGGCUGGUCCCGGAGAUCAAGCGCGCGGUCAAGGACACGGUCGAGGCCCUCAAAAAGCUCCCGUGUAGCGAGUACGAUCGCAGUCUGGUCUUCCCGCUCGCCUUGGUGGGGUGUGCGACCGACGAGCCGGAGAUGAGAGAGUACGUGCGCUGUCGCAUCAAGCAGUUGAGCUCGGCCGUCGGGAACUGUGCCACUGCUGGAGAACUUAUUGAGCAUGUAUGGUCUCGGCGAGACAAGUCCCCUGGGCUCGUGCUCGGUUGGCGAGAGGCGAUGCAAGAGAUCAACAUGACGAUCUUAUCUCGUCCUGCCGUUUUAUCCGGGAGUAAAAAUGUCUCAAGGAUCGUCCAGCUGCGACGACCGUUUAGCCUCUACCCGGCGGUGGCCUCGAAGGAACACAGUCCCGAAACGAAGAUGACCAAUGAGGAUUCUAUAACGACCACUCCAUGCGCCCCGCCCAAUCCCAUAUCACCCGCUAAUCCACUCGCAACUCUCCGGGAACUGAUUACGGAUAAACGCCCAGUCGAUGUCAGCACGCUCGAAUCCACCUAUGUCGCAUGUCCCGCGCACCACCUCUCCUACCUAACGAAAUCAGAAUUCUCGGCUCUUGUGUCAGCUGCGAGCGCUCGUCCGGAAUUUGUCUUGAAGCUGUGCGAGGAUCAGUUGGGCGGGAAUGAUACUAAACCAGAGGAGACUACUUCGCCGGCGCCAAUAGAACACCUUACGAAUGCGCAAGCACAUUAUACUAAAUUGGCCAAGAACCGCAUGGGAGUGCAUCAUGCUUAUUUGGAACGACUUUUGCGCAUUUAUGAACAUAUUUCAUCGACUCCAACGCAUUCUCAAGUGAUUGGCGUGCUGCGCGGUAUCAUCUCCACCGUUCUCCAGUCGCUCUUUUCCAGGCCCCGGUUCCGGUUUGAAUCCCAUCUUUCCCAAGUUGUCUGGCACGCAAUCGCGUCGGUCCAGUUUGACCGAGCUCAAACCAGGGCGAUACUCGGCGCCCUUCGACUGCGGUUUUCCGGAACUGGUUCAGCUCGUGAUUCGCGAACCUGCGAUUCUGAUCCAAUGCAACAUCUUCUGCAGACUAUACUUGAUUCACCCAAAGCCGAUACGAGGAUUCAUAACGAAGUUUGUUCCAUCCUCCGCGAUUCACAGGCAUGGUCGUGGUUGAGGGCACUCGCCGGGGGACCACACGAGCCAUCUAUGGUGGCAGGCGCUAAUACCAGGCUGGCCGUUUUGGUAAUGCUGCAUCAACUCUAUGCUGAUACACCUUUAACCGGCUCGAAGUCAACGCUUACAUCACUCGAACAUUGUUGGAACGUGUGGAUGACCAUAUUGGGUGCCGAAGCUAUCUCUGCACAGUCCCUGCCCCAGACACAAUCGAUCGAGCCAUUCUAUCGUCCUUUCUCCGCCUUGCAGUGCGAUAUCAAAGACAAGAUCCACAUGGCUCAGCCUAGAAGUUUAUCCGUCGAACUCGGUGCUGCUUACGCUUGCACAGGCACUUCGAAUGUAUUUGAACUUUCAGCGAGGUUAUCAGCAGCAGGAUUCCGGUUAGACUCGAUCCGACUUCCGUCCGGGUACUUGACGCACGUGGUGGAUUUGUUACUCAAAUACCGGUUUGUGCAGGUCGCUCGGAAGGUUUCAAGCCAGGUACCGGCGGACUUGCCUCCAACGCUCAUUGCUUCUGUUGCCUAUAACUGCGCCGAAGCAGGGUACGUCUCCGAUGCCGCAUCUUUGUUAUGCGAUGCACGACUCGACGUCGAAGAACGACAUCGUAUUGCCCUCGAGUGUUUAUACCAGCUAAACAAACAAAGGGGUGUGCUGACACGACCUGUUGCAUUGCAUAUAUGCGAGGCUCUUGGUCCGGAUUUAGGUCGCACGCCGCCUAAUCUUCGUCCUAUCGCUGUUCGAAUGGCUUUGAAUGCUGGCCUUUUACGUCUUGCUGGUCUCAUGGGUGCCCAUUGGCAAUUGCAACCUCGACUUCAGCGCUUACUAGCCACCCGAUUAGUCAAAGCACGUCUCCCCGGCUCGCUUCCCAGGCAUUGGACCCACACCAAAAUUUCCGGAAGAGCGCGGCGAAGCCAUAACCGGCUCUCGUAUGGCGAAAUAAACGCAACACGCUUGGGGAAUAUACUUCUCAGUCGUUCGAGUGCGCGUCUUGGCGGACGUGCCCAGCUCCGAGCUACUUUGGCUACUUUGGCUCGGCUCCUUCGCGCCAACGGAGUUGCGUACGAGACAUCUUGGAGCAGCAAACGCAAACGUGCGCCAUUUCGGCCAGACGGUGUAACAUUAAACAUCAUUCUACGCGCGCUGGUGCGAUCCACUUUCUGUGUGUCAUCGAGUGAUUUAAGAACACUAUUUGAUUUACUAUCCCGUGCUGGCCGGUGUGGAAUGGCCAAAGUCGGCAAUCACUUCGGAACGGGAGCGGACUAUGUACUUGAUGGAUACGCGAGCAGCGCAAUCGCGCUGGCAAAGCUCGUCCCUCGAACGGAAGGACCAUGGGCAUUUGUCCGCUAUGUAAGACCGCUCUUACGGACGUUUGUCGCUGGACUACGAAUUCGGGGAGAUCAGGAGGGGGUCAAGGUGGUAAUGAAGGUUCUCAGGGCAGAGGAUUGGCACUGGAGAAGGGCGGGUUGGCAUAGCCCCGGUGGUCCCGAUUCAUAG